CCUGUUGCUUAUUCAUUCAGAGUGGGAAAACGCCAGCCCAGCGCGGCCAGCCACAGCCGGGCUGGCCAUGUAAGGCCCCCAGGCGGCCCUGCCUGCCCGGUGCCCUGCAGAGAGCCUCGUGCAGCCCUGGGCACCGCCCCUGCCCUGCCCUGACCCCCUUGGCCUCGAAAUGCUGUCAUCGGAGGAGCCGUCCCGCUCGGGACAAGGCCAGGAUGGACAAAGCUAGAGCUGGGGCGGGCAAGGAGCCGUCCUGUCCUCGAGGCCGUGGGAAGAGAAGCACGCACGGGGGGCCACUCCUGAGAGCCUCUCGGUCCACCGGGCCUCCGCAGAGGGGCCACCAUGGCUCUGGCCCUAACCGGCUGGCAGCUGGUGUGGGGCGCCUGCGUCUGCGUCCUGGUGCACGGGCAGCAGGCGCCGCCAGGGCAGGGCUCGGACCCGGGACGCUGGCGGCAGCUGAUCCAGUGGGAGAACAACGGGCAGGUGUACAGCCUGCUCAACUCGGGCGCGGAGUACGUGCCGCCCGGGCCUCAGGGCUCCGAGGCUAAUUCCCGGGUGCUGCUGGCGGGCGCGCCCCAGGCCCCUCCGCGGCGCAGCCAGGGGGGCCUCCGGCGUCGGCAGGCCCCGUCCCUGCCCCUGCCCGGGCGCGUCGGCUCGGACACCGUGCGCGGCCAAGCGCGGCACCCCUUCGGCUUCGGCCAGGUGCCCGACAACUGGCGCGAGGUGGCCGUCGGGGACAACACGGGCAUGGCCCGCGCCCGCACGUCCGUCUCCCAGCAACGGCACGGGGGCUCCGCCUCCUCGGUCUCGGCCUCGGCCUUCGCCAGCACCUACCGCCAGCCGUCCUCCUUCCCGCAGCAGCAGUUCCCCUACCCGCAGGCGCCCUUCGUCAGCCAGUACGAGACGUACGACCCCGCGACGCGGACCUACGACCAGGGCUACGUGUACUACCGCAGCGCGGGCGGCGGCCUGGGCGCGGCGGCCGUGGCCUCGGCGGGGGUCGUCUACCCCUUCCAGCCGCGGGCGCGCUACGAGGAGUACGGAGGUGGCGGCGGCGAGGAGCAGCCCGAGUACCCGCCGCAGGGCUUCUAUCCGGCCGCCCCGGAGAGGCCGUACGCGCCGCAGCCCGCCGACGGCCUGGACCGGCGCUACUCUCACAGUCUGUACCACGAGGGCACCGCGGGCCUCGAGCCGGCCUACCCCGACCCGGGCCCCGACGCUGCGCAGCCCAACGGGGGCGGCGGGGGCGGCACGUACGGCGGCGGCGGCGGCGACCCCCGCCUCGGCUGGUACCCACCCUACGGCAACAUGCCGCCCGAGGCCUACAGCCCGCCGCGGGCCGUGGAGCCGCAGCCCCCCUUCCGCGUGCUGGAGCCUCCCUACCUGCCGGUGCGCAGCUCCGACGCGCCCCCGCCGGGCUCCGAGCGCAACGGCGCGCAGCAGGGCCGCCUGAGCGUGGGCAGCGUGUACCGGCCCAACCAGAACGGUCGAGGCCUCCCUGACUUGGUCCCAGACCCCAACUACGUGCAAGCGUCCACUUACGUCCAGAGAGCCCACCUAUACUCCCUGCGCUGUGCUGCGGAGGAGAAGUGCCUGGCCAGCACGGCCUACGGCCCGGAGGCCACCGACUACGAUGUGCGCGUGCUGCUGCGAUUCCCCCAGCGCGUGAAGAACCAGGGCACAGCGGACUUCCUCCCGAACCGGCCGCGGCAUACCUGGGAGUGGCAUAGCUGCCACCAGCACUACCACAGCAUGGACGAGUUCAGCCACUACGACCUGCUGGACGCAGCCACAGGCAAGAAGGUGGCCGAGGGCCACAAGGCCAGCUUCUGCCUGGAGGACAGCACCUGUGACUUCGGCAACCUCAAGCGCUAUGCCUGCACCUCUCACACACAGGGCCUGAGCCCAGGCUGCUACGACACGUACAAUGCAGACAUCGAUUGCCAGUGGAUUGACAUCACCGAUGUACAGCCCGGGAACUACAUCCUCAAGGUGCAUGUGAACCCAAAGUACAUCGUUUUGGAGUCUGACUUCACCAACAAUGUAGUGAGAUGCAACAUCCAUUAUACAGGUCGCUACGUUUCUACAACAAACUGCAAAAUCGUCCAAUCCUGAUCCAGGGGAGGUGUAUACAGCCGGCCCACCUCCUCACCUCCCAAGGCAGGCCCUGCUCCCCAGGCAGCCUCCCGCCAGGACGAGCCCAGCCGAGGGGCCCAGCCCCCACUCACAGGCAGGGGCAGCUGGACCGCGGGAGCAUCCUUCCCUGCCCGCCUCAGGGAGCGAACGGGGACCGAAACCACAGGGACUCCGGAUGCCAGGCCCCACUGUGUACUUAACUCUCCCCCACCACGUUAUUUUGUUGGUUGUUGGUUUUUAUUUUUUAUAUUUUGGCCAUACCACAGAGUAAGAUUGCCCAGGCCUGGGCUGAAUAAAACAAGGUUUUUCUAC
Messenger RNA from Dama dama (fallow deer), 2445 nucleotides. RefSeq names its product lysyl oxidase like 1 (gene LOXL1). Gene Ontology annotation, biological process: peptidyl-lysine oxidation. Bases 340 to 2112 code for a protein of 590 amino acids. NCBI's taxonomy places the organism in Eukaryota, Metazoa, Chordata, Mammalia, Artiodactyla, Cervidae. Gene Ontology annotation, molecular function: copper ion binding; protein-lysine 6-oxidase activity. The record is from RefSeq and is a predicted model, not a curated record. The transcript has 7 exons.